This is a messenger RNA of Rhizopus microsporus ATCC 52813, 2035 nucleotides long. RefSeq lists its product as uncharacterized. Lineage: Eukaryota; Fungi; Mucoromycota; Mucoromycetes; Mucorales; Rhizopodaceae. Gene Ontology annotation, biological process: positive regulation of transcription by RNA polymerase II; negative regulation of transcription by RNA polymerase II. Bases 46 to 1740 code for a protein of 564 amino acids. Gene Ontology annotation, molecular function: RNA polymerase II cis-regulatory region sequence-specific DNA binding; zinc ion binding; DNA-binding transcription factor activity, RNA polymerase II-specific. The record is from RefSeq and is a predicted model, not a curated record. The transcript has 3 exons.
UAGAUACCAAAAAUAUAAAAAGACAAAUAAAAAAUCGAUAUAAAUAUGGCACCGAUAUUGUUAAAGGUCAAAGGUAAUACAGAGUCUUUGCCAUUUGGUAAUCUUGAUUCGCCAGAUGAUCUUUCAAAGACUUGGAGAGUGUGUACUAAAGUAAAAGACUCGCUUGAAAAUGGCUCAAGGCUUGAAAAUUUAUCAUGGAGGCUAUGGUUUGCGCAUAAUGUGAAUCAAAAAAAGAAGAAAUUCGCUUCCCCUACUGUCUCUUUCAAGAUCCCUGAUGACUUUGAUUUUAACAGAAAAAAGAAGAAGAAAACCAUUCAAGAAAAAGAGAUUGAAUACAGACGAAACUUAAAAUUACAACAACAAAAACAAGCACAACAUAUCUUACAGGAGCAAUUUACAUUGCAAAAGUUCACUUCAGAUCAAGCAGGUGACCAAGUCAUCGAGUUGGAUGACAUUUUUAAAAACUAUCUGAUACCUUCGACAACACCGCCUCAUCCUCAACAGCAAUCACAUCAACGACAGCACCCAUCGACACAACAACAGUUGAACUCAGAAAGUUUAAUGCAUCAAAGCUGGCCGAUAGAAGACUACUCACUAUCAUGUAUGCAAAAUUAUUCUCAACAACAAGCAUACUGUAAUCAAAGCUCUGCCCUUUAUGUCUCGGCGGAAACAAUGCCUCCUAUACCCAUUGGUACACUUCAUAAUAGACUAUUAGCAACUUUACCUAGAGAAACAUUAGAAUCUGCGGAAAGACUACUACUAUCCUCCACAGACAAUGAAAUGCUCAUGCAGUCAUCGCAACAACCAUGCUUCAUCCAAUCAACCCCAAACACACCCUUCCUUUCAUUUUCUUCAUCCUCAUCCUCGUCUUUUGUGCAUCAACCACAGCUAUCGCAGUUGUCACAGCAACAACAACAUCUAUCACCACAGCAACAGUUGCCACAACGAUUACCGCAGCAACUACCACAGCCGCCAGUACUUCUUAAUCAACCCUCAUACCACUCCUACACUCAGUCUUCAUUAACUGUGAAUACCGAGACAGCAGACAGUAUACCUUAUCAAUCAAAAUCAUUGCCACCCUCUAGAGCCCCCUCACCUACCUCCCAUUCACCCUCGCCUUCAUCGCCCUUGUCCGUAAAGAAGAAUUCGUAUCAGAAGCGAGGACUUAUCCAUAGUUCACCUGCUGAUGGAAAAAUACCUAUUUGCAGCAACUGCAGUACAACAACGACGCCCUUAUGGAGAAGAUCCGCUGAUGACGAGCUACUAUGUAACGCUUGUGGACUCUAUCUAAAGCUGCAUAAUGCGCCAAGGCCAAAGCAUCUAAAGCCGCAAUCCUCGAGAAAGGAUGCAAGAGAUGAUGACCAUAUCGUUCAACCAGUAUGCUCGAAUUGUGGGACAUCGACCACACCGUUAUGGAGACGUGAUGUGGAUGGUUCACCUUUAUGUAAUGCAUGUGGUCUUUACUUAAAACUCCAUCAUGAAAAACGGCCUCUGUCGAUGAAGACAGACAAUAUAAAGAAACGUCAACGAAGCGAACACUCAUCGAGCCAAGAUAACAAAUCUAAAGAAAAAAAGAAAAGUGGCAACAAGCAUCCCGAAUCACAAUCAUCAUCAUCAUCAAAAGGAACAACUACUUAUCAAUUCAUGGAAGGCAUUAUUCAUACAUCUAAAAAUGAAAGCAACACAGAACACGCUCAUUUCAGUACAUUUGGUAUUAACCAAUUCAAUUGUAAAGCUUAAAUUUCUUUAUUCUCUCCUUUUCUCCCCUUUCAUUCCUGUCAAUCUGUUUGAUGCAUUAAAUAAAAAGUUUUGUUUUUAAAAAAGUGUAGAUAUAAAAUACAUUCAUAUUCUGUGUCCUUUUGGCCCAUAACACACAUGCAAUAAUGACUUCUUUGGUAUAGAAUAGUUGGCUCCCAGUGAGAACUUUCCCUCCUUUGGACCUUGUAGGAUGCGUUCCUUUUUUUUCUCACGGUUAGCUAUUGCAUUAAAUAUCAGUUGAUGAUUAUAAAUAUAUAUGGGGCUGGUUCUCUUUUUU